Molecule: messenger RNA, 1989 nt
Organism: Oldenlandia corymbosa var. corymbosa
Lineage: Eukaryota; Viridiplantae; Streptophyta; Magnoliopsida; Gentianales; Rubiaceae
Source: the annotation of a GenBank genome assembly
AUGGUCGAGGCGUAUGGCGGUUCUCCAGAAUGGAAACCGGACUUUUUGUUUGUAAAGGCGCCUGUCAUGUCGUCAAGCAAUCCUGGGUCUCGAUUGUUUGGUGACGAAGAUCCUUUUGUCAUUGUAAAUUCAGACGAGGAUGUUACUGUUACUGCCGCCAAUCAGAAGAAGAAGAAGGAAAGGAUUGUGAAAGUUGGUGAUAGGGUAAAAUCUAAGAAGGCCAAGACGGAUGUGCCCCUAAAGGAAACUGCUCCACCGAGCGUCGAGACGGUGCCCAUUGCUACCGAGUCCAUGCAGAAAACCGCACCGGAGACAAGGCCAAGCAGAGUUCCGCCUGGGGUAGAGAAAGGAAAGGGCGCUCUCGAGGGAGAGGCCAUAGUCUUGCCUCCCCAACUGUUCGAGGGAGGCCCAUCUGUGGCAGUUCACACCAUCAGCAACCUGCCGUCAAUCGAGUGUCCUAUUCUCGAGGAAUUCGCCGCCCAACUGAAUGAAGCUGACAGCUUGCGGCUAAUGAGCGCAGCCUCGAUGGCCUACUUAGUGCAGCUGAGGAAACUUCGAGAAGACCUGGCUGCAACAAGGGCAGAAAGGGACGAGGCAUUGUUCGAGGUGGUUACCCUCGAGGAGAAGGUUUGCCAAGUUCAGGCCAAGGAAGCAGAGAUUGUCGAGAUGCAGGCCAAAUAUGAUGAGCUUGGCGAGAAGAUGAAGUCGUUUCCCAGCCUGCAUAUUUCCAAGGAGGAGCUUCACCAGUGGUGUACCGCCUUUAUGUAUAAGAUGAUGUCCACAGGAGGAAUGGCUACAGCCCUCGAGGAGGUGAACUUGGUUGCCACCAAGUGCGGUGCGUACCGAGUGGGCGUGGCAGGGUUAAGGAGGCUCGACCAGGAUAGGCCAAUUAAGGCCAAAUGGUUCAAGAAACUCUUGAUGAAGGACCCAAAGAAAACCAUGCACGAGGCCAUGGUGAAGGUCUUGACAAGGUUGAGCCUCGAGCAGCUUCCUCUGUGGGGAGCUUUAACCGGUGCCAUGUCCAAGAUGAGUUCCCCUGCGGAGAUUGCCUCGUUUCCGAGCGACGUUCCUGCUAUCCUGGCCAAGGGUCCGAGUGAGGAAGACCCCAUACCCGAGGUACCUGACAAGUAUACGGGUAUCGAGCUCAAGGAUGCUGAUGAGGAAACCGAGGAGGAUGUUGCUGACGCCGGCCACUCCGGGGUUCAGAGAACUAUUGAGGAUGCCUCUCAGGCCCCUUCCAAGGACCCUUCCAAUGAUCCUUCCGCUGAUCCCCUUCCAGGCAGUGACGCUAUUUAUGCAAACAUUUCUUUCCAUUCCACUUCUUUGUCCUCUGUGUUUUUUCUAUUUGUUUUGAUCCUCGAGACGGUGGCGCAUUUGGAGAAUGACCUGCUCGAUGCCAUGAGGACACACAACGUGAAGGUUAACCAGCAUCUGAUAAAUGAGAUCAAAGGACUCCGUGAGGAGAUGCAGCGUCGAGAGGUUCAAAGCCUGAGAGACCACAGUGAUUCUUUGACUUUCGAGGCCGAGAUCCAUGACGAGCUGGUGACCAUGGAGAAGGAAAAUGCUCGGCUUAGGGCGAGGCAGCAGAUUACUGUGUCUCCCUGGUUUCUCGAGAAGUAUCAGGUGUUAGCCCGAGUCCAGUACAUGAUUAUGGUCAGGACUCGUCGUUUCAUCGCAACCAUGGAUAUAUUUAAAGAGAGGUCUCGUGAAAUCGAGCUUCUUAGAGAUUAUGUUGCUCAACUGCAAAAUCUUCUGCUGGAUAACAACAUCGACUUCGAGGCUUUCGAGCGUCCGGAGGAGACAGUGGAUCCUCGAACUCGGAGUUCUCGAGAGGAACUGUUGAUGGGGGUGCACGCUCAGGACACAGAGAUCGUGGACCUUAAGGACAAAUUGAAUCAGUGUGUGAAUCUCCUUAGCCUGCACGGGUAUAAGGGGAUUUUUUAUCCCUCCCCCGACAAUCCUGUCAGGGAGGUGCUUGUAAUAGUGUAG